Messenger RNA from Cladophialophora psammophila CBS 110553, 1602 nucleotides. RefSeq lists its product as uncharacterized. Gene Ontology annotation, molecular function: monooxygenase activity; heme binding; iron ion binding. Lineage: Eukaryota; Fungi; Ascomycota; Eurotiomycetes; Chaetothyriales; Herpotrichiellaceae. The record is from RefSeq and is a predicted model, not a curated record. Bases 1 to 1602 code for a protein of 533 amino acids. The transcript is spliced from 6 exons.
AUGAAUGUGACAGUAUUUUCUGUUGCCAGCAGGCUGGUUCUUGCCUCCCUCGCAGUACUUUUACUCGUAUUUGCUCGCUACGCCACUGCCAGUCGUCGACCUCGAGGUUUUCCGCCUGGACCACCAUCACUGCCAGUAAUCGGGAAUCUUCACCAAUUCCCUCUCAAAAAACCCUUCAUUAAAUUUCAUGAAUGGAGCAAACAGUACGGUCCUGUGGUCGGCCUCAAGCUAGGUCCUCAAAACGUCGUCGUGCUGAACAACUACAGGAGUGUGAAAGAACUCCUUGACAAACGUGGAGCUAUCUAUUCAAGUCGUCCUGAUAGCUAUGUUGGCAAUGAACUUCUUUGCCCCAAUGAAACUCACAUCCUGCUAGUCCCAUACGGCCAAGGCUGGAGGGCUCUUCGGAAGGCAGUUCAGACUUUGUUGAAUGUGACUGCUGUGGACGGGCUCUUGCCCGUCCAAGAAGCGGAAGCAUCACAGACGGCAUAUGAACUUAUGACGACUCCGGAAAAGUGCUUCACGCAUAUUCGCCGGUAUUCAACAGCUGUCAUUCUCGCAUCUGUGUUUGGCCAGAGAGGUGCUAGCUACGAGGCACCGAAAGUCCAAGCCCUCUAUCAUGCUCAGGAGCAAUUCACCGAAAUACUGGCUCCAGGAGCCACACCCCCCGUGGAUCCCUUCCCGUUCUUGAGAUAUAUGCCUACAUUCUUAGCCCCUUACAAGCGCUGGGCAGCAAAUAUUCGGCAAGAGCAACGGACUCUAUAUUCCGGCCUGCUCAACGAGACCAAGGCAAGAACACGAAAACAAGAUAAGAUCCCUUGUUUCAUGGACAAACUCUUGGAGGGAAAGGAGAAAAGUGGCCUUGAUGACGAACAGAUUGUGUACACCGGGGGAAUUCUGAUGGAAGCAGGGUCUGAUACGACAUCCUCGACUCUGCACUCGUUUGUCCUUGCCAUGAUCAAAUAUCCCGAAGUCUUGCGAAAGGCGCAGAAAGAAUUAGAUGAGGUCUGCGGACCCUCAAAAUCACCCGGUUCCCAGGAUAUCAGGAACCUUCCCUACAUGCAAGCAGUCAUGACAGAGACGUUGAGAUGGCGUCCAGUAGCACCAGGUGGCGUCCCUCAUAUGCUGAUUCAAGAUGACAUCUACGAAGGCUACUUCCUUCCGAAAGGCACCAUUGUGUUUGCCAACACCUGGUCCAUUCACCAAGACACGUCGGAAUACGACAGACCGGAGGAAUUCAUACCCGAACGGUUCCUCAACGACAAAUUCGGUAGCAAGGGCAAUAACCCAAAUCCCCAGGACGAUGAGAGUAAUAGAAGAGUGACUUACAGCUUUGGGGCCGGAAGGCGAGUCUGUCCUGGUCAACGCCUUGCGGAAAAUUCUCUGAUGAUCAACAUGUCCAAAAUGGCCUGGGCCUUUGACAUUAAAGCCGACCAGAAUGCACCGCCACUGGACUUGGACGUCGAAACGGGCUAUUCAGAUGGCUUCGUGUUUGGACCCAAUCCAUUCUCGGCCUCGUUCUCUAUCCGAUCCGAGCAACAUCAGGAAACCAUCUUGAAAGAAUACGAGGAGGCAAAGACAUUCUUCCAGAAAUACGAAGAUUAG